Molecule: messenger RNA, 689 nt
Organism: Mangifera indica (mango)
Lineage: Eukaryota; Viridiplantae; Streptophyta; Magnoliopsida; Sapindales; Anacardiaceae
Product: transcription factor DYT1-like
Exons: 3
Coding region: 1-663 (220 amino acids)
Biological process (GO): regulation of DNA-templated transcription
Cellular component (GO): nucleus
Molecular function (GO): protein dimerization activity; sequence-specific DNA binding; DNA-binding transcription factor activity
Source: RefSeq, a predicted model, not a curated record
AUGGAAUAUCAAUAUUUAGAUUGUGGGUUCGAAGGAUUAUCCAUCACAGAAGAUGGCAAUGUCAGUGGCACUGUUUCAAGAACAGUAAAGAGGAAAAGUAACUACGAUUAUACCAGUGGUCAUGAAUGCAAAUCCAAGAAUCUCCAGGCGGAGAGGCGGCGGCGACAGAAGCUCAGUGAUAGACUUCUAACUCUGCGAGCAUUAGCCCCAAGAAUUACAAAUAUGAAAAAGGAAACCAUAAUCGAGGAUGCAAUUAAUUACAUUCAAGAGCUGCAGGGAAAUGUUAAGUUCCUUAGUGACCAGUUGCACCUUCUGGAAAUGGAACCAUUUUCGGAAGCUCCCGGAGGAAGCCCUAAGAAAGAAGAGACUGAUGACGUAGAGGAGACGAACAAACAUAUGAUACAGGAAGAAGUAGAGGUGGGUUAUAUGGGUGGAAAUAAGGUUCAGAUAAAGAUCAUUUUUAAGAAGAAAAGAGGCAAGUUCACCAAAUUGCUGGAGGCCCUGAGUUCCUUCGGCUUUCAGCUCAGUGAUACUAGUAUUACUUCCGCCAAAGGAGCCAUUCUUGUUUCAUCAUUUGCAGAGGCAAAAGGGUUAAUUUAUGAUGACAGAGUCGCGGUUGAGGAAGCCAGGGAGUUGCUACUCAAGAUCGUCAGAAGCAUUUAAACAUCAAUAUGGCUGAAAACUAUAGG